This is a messenger RNA of Scomber japonicus (chub mackerel), 3653 nucleotides long. It is a transcript of the gene pkd2, whose product is annotated as polycystic kidney disease 2. Gene Ontology annotation, biological process: release of sequestered calcium ion into cytosol; detection of mechanical stimulus; potassium ion transmembrane transport. Gene Ontology annotation, molecular function: voltage-gated sodium channel activity; potassium channel activity; voltage-gated calcium channel activity. The transcript has 15 exons. Bases 198 to 2909 code for a protein of 903 amino acids. The record is from RefSeq and is a predicted model, not a curated record. Gene Ontology annotation, cellular component: membrane. Lineage: Eukaryota; Metazoa; Chordata; Actinopteri; Scombriformes; Scombridae.
UGUACAGUUUUACCUUAUUAAAUUAGCUAUUUUUAAAAACUUUCCUAAUUUGGUUGUUUUGGUGCGUUUACAGCUCGUUAUCUCUGACGCCAAAAUGCUUCAGCCAUUAUAAUUCAACAUUUUAACAGGUUUUAAGAGUUUCUGGGAUAAAUUCUUACAUAUGAUCCGCACCAAAUAAAAAAAAAGCCAACUGGACCAUGAGUUCAUCCCGAGUGGGACCGCAGCAGCCCCCGCAGAGCCAGGCUGGCAGGUCGGCCCACAGACUGGACACCAGUGAGGGGAUAGAGAUGGAGAACAUCCAGCAUCAAGACCUGGGGCUCGGAGGGGUCAUAGGUACUCCAUCACCUCCGUCCAGACAAGCCUGGAGCAGGGAUAACCCGGGGUUUGAGCCCGAGGAUGAGAUUAUGGAAGCAGACUGGCCUCCGGCUAGUCCCGGGAGGAGGUCCGUGUCCACGGCCUCCAGCAGCAGCUGCAGCAGCGGCCUGGGGAGCUACACCGGCGCUGGCAGCAGCACCCACAUCCCCCGAGGAGGAGGGCUGUACCCGACCCCGACUGUGGAUGCACAGCAGCAAGACAGACAUGAGUACUCCAACUGUAUGAAGAAGAUCCUCCAUAAAAUCAGAAUUCUGUGGGGCACGGAGCUGAUGGAGGACAGUGACAGCAGUCGAGAAAGGUACCUCAGGAAUGUACUGCGAGAGAUGGUCACCUAUGUCGCAUUCCUCAUCACUACUUGUAUCUUGACCUACGGGAUGGUGAGUGCCAAUAUGUACUACUACACCAAAGUCAUGUCUCAGCUUUUCGUGGACACACCCCUGUCUGCUGGAGACCCUUCUACUUUUAGGAGCUUGUCAACAAUGGAGGAUUUCUGGAAGUUUUCAGAGGGACCUUUCCUCAACGGCAUGUACUGGGAGGUGUGGUACAACAACAAGAGCCUACCAGAGAAUCAGAGUCUUAUCUACUAUGAGAACCUCCUACUUGGUGUGCCACGCCUGCGUCAGGUCAAAGUCCACAACGACUCCUGCUCCAUCCAUGAAGAUCUGAGAGAUGAGGUUCAGGACUGCUACAACAUGUACACCCCAACCAACGAGGACACCAGACCCUUUGGCCCCAAGAAUGCAACUGCGUGGGUAUAUACGACAGAGAGCGAUAUGAAUGGGAGCAGUUACUCGGGUCAGGUAUCCAAAUAUGCAGGUGGAGGAUACUACCAAGAUCUGUCACGUACGAAAGAGGAGUCAGCAAUCCAACUGCAGUUACUCAAAGACAACCUGUGGCUGGACCGGGGCACCAGAGCGGUCUUCCUCGAUUUCUCUGUCUACAACGGUAACAUCAACCUCUUCUGCAUCGCCAGGUUGUUGGUGGAGUUCCCAGCUACUGGCGGGGUGGUGACCUCCUGGCAGUUCCAAACGGUGCGUCUGAUACGAUACGCGUCCAGCUGGGACUACUUUGUGGGUUUGUGUGAGGUGGCGUUUUGCCUAUUCAUCCUCUAUUACGUGGUGGAGGAGGUGCUGGAGAUCCACAUCCACCGGCUGCAUUACUUUAAGAGCCUGUGGAACUGUCUCGACGUCCUCAUAGUGGCGCUGAGUGUUGUCGCUAUCAUCAUGAACAUAACCAGAACAGCCAUGGUAGGCAACUUUCUCAAAGGCUUGCUGGAGAACCACACUGCUCACCCCAGCUUUGAGUCUUUGGCCAACCUGCAGGUCCAGUUCAACAACAUGGCCGCAAUCAUCGUCUUUUUUUCCUGGAUCAAGCUUUUUAAGUUCAUCAACUUCAAUAAGACUAUGAGUCAGCUGUCCAGCACCAUGUCUCGCUGUGCCAAGGACCUUGUGGGUUUUGCCAUCAUGUUCUUCAUCAUCUUCCUGGCGUAUGCUCAGCUGGCCUACUUGGUGUUUGGAACCCAAGUCAACGAUUUCAGCACUUUCCAAGCCAGCAUUUUUACCCAGUUCCGUAUCAUCCUGGGAGACUUUGAGUUCUCAGAGAUUGAGGAGGCGAACCCAGUGCUCGGACCCAUCUACUUCACCACGUUUGUCUUCUUCAUUUUCUUCAUUCUCAUGAACAUGUUCUUGGCCAUCAUCAAUGACACAUACUCAGAGGUGAAGGCCGAUAUGUCCCAGCAGAGGUCUGACAUGGAGAUGACUGACCUCAUUAAGAAGGGUUGUAACAAAGCUUUGAUGAAGUUGAGACUCAAAAAGACGGCAGUAGACGACAUCUCCGACAGUUUGCGUCAGGCAGGGGGCAAAUUGAACAUUGACGAACUCCGCCAGGAUCUAAAAGGGAAGGGCCACACAGAUGCAGAGAUUCAGGCCAUUUUUGCCAAGUACGAUCACGAUGGCGAUCAGGAGCUGACGGAGCAUGAACAUCAACAAAUGAGAGACGACUUGGAGAAAGAGAGAGAGGACUUGGAGCUGGAACGUAAUUCGCUGACUAGACCCAGCAGUGGGCGGAGCUUCCCUCGCACCCAGGACGACUCGGAGGAGGACGACGAUGAAGAUAGCGGCCACAGCUCACGUCGCCGCGGCAGCAGCUCAGGGGGCGUCUCCUAUGAGGAGUUUCAAGUGCUGGUGAGACGUGUGGACAGGAUGGAGCACUCUAUUGGCAGCAUUGUGUCCAAGAUAGACGCUGUGAUCGUGAAGCUGGAGACCAUGGAGCGAGCUAAACUAAAGAGGAGAGACGUGCUGGGCAGGCUGCUAGAUGGAGUCAUAGAGGAUGAGCGGCUGGGACGGGACACAGACACCCACAGGGAGCAGAUGGAGAGGCUGGUUAGGGAGGAGCUGGAGCGGUGGGAGUCUGAUGACAUGGUCUCACAGGUCAGCCACCCACAGCCAGCCACACCUGUCGGACCCCGGCCCCGCCCCUCCUCUUCACUGUCCACCGACGGCCUUGACACAAGCACAAAUGGAAGUCAUGUGUGAGGAGUGAAGGCAAGAAACUUUUGGAAAAUUUUCUUGAAGGGACAAGUUUUGCAAAACAAAAUGAGACACACACCCUGUUGUUUUUGUUUAAAUACCUGAUGUCCUACAGUGGAGAAGAAAUACUCACCUCCAAUACUUAAAUGCACUGAAAGUGUGAGUGAGGUUCUCCUGCAAGACAUCUAAAAGUAUUCUUAAUCUGUCGAAAGCUAAUAUCAAGUAUUACUUUAAAAGGAUGAAAGAAAACAAAUGUGUGUAGGAAGAGGUUAAAGAAUAAUGAAGGAUUUAUAAAGAUUCAUCCAUUGCAGUAUUAGACACAGUAUUAAACACAGUACCACAGCCUGCAAGCAUAUUCAGUUGGUUUGUAUCCACAGUACUCAGCAUGUGAUUUUUGUACUACAUGAGAAAUACGCUCACUUGCUUCUGAUCACUGUAUCUACACAUCUUUGCAUUUCAACACACAAUACCAAAAAGGCAUUUCUUUGAAUGUUAUUUUGCUAAUUUUGUAAAAUCAUUUUAUUAUACAGUAGGUACAAGUGUGGCACACUCUGUCAUACAUCAAUUAAGCUUCAAAUUAAAUAGCUUACCAUUUUAUGAUACAUAUUGUAACUUGAAACAAACUUCGAUUUGGAGUGCAUCUAGUGUUCAUGGGAAACCCAUGCAUUUAUAUUUUUUCCUGUGCCUUACAUUUUUUAUAAUCUAUUUCUUUUUUAUGUCUGUUAUGCCAAAUAAAGUGUUAUUAAAAUA